Molecule: messenger RNA, 1935 nt
Organism: Frankliniella occidentalis (western flower thrips)
Lineage: Eukaryota; Metazoa; Arthropoda; Insecta; Thysanoptera; Thripidae
Exons: 2
Coding region: 305-1333 (342 amino acids)
Source: RefSeq, a predicted model, not a curated record
AAGGCAAGUGAAGUGAAGAUAAGCAGGCACAAGAAGCGCAUAACCUGUAUUUAUUUAUUUACCUGUGCUUGCAUGUGCUGUGAUUGUCAUUAGGCUUAAUCUGCAGGGCCUUGACAUAUCUUCAACUGCCCGUUAAUAUCUUGUGUGCUGCUCGCGGUGCUCUUGUCCUUGUCUGCGUCGACCAGAAAUCAAAUCAUAAGAACCACUCCUCUGUCUGGAUCCUGCAGCAUUCAAGACACUAUUUUGGUCAUUUGGUUGUGCGUGUGUAGGGGCAAAAUUCUUGUGGUUUGUUUUUAGUUGUGACAUGGGGAAACCUGCUCCUCGUAAAAAAACGCAUUUUAGGAAUAAGAAGCGGCUGACGCUCCGCAAGAACGCUCGUAGAGCAGAGAGUCUGAAGAGACUACAACAAAACCAAGUGGCACAACCAGAGCAAAAUGCAGUAGAAGAGAUUGUUGUUAAAAUUGAGGUUGCGUCAAGUGAUGAAGGCGAGGAACAGAUAAAGCAGGAAGACGAUGAAUCAACUGCAGUUUCAUCUGAGACCACCCCACCACUAACACCCGAACAAGUUCCUUUAUGUUUCCAUGAUUAUGCUCUGCCUUUUCCAGUAGAUAAAGUGUCUGAUGAAACUAGUGAUGGUGUGGAGCCGCCACCGUCCAUGCCAGUCUGUGGAACAGAGGAAAUAUCAGCUCUUCUCCUUGAAGUAAAAAAGAAAAUAGACAGUUUGUUACCUCGCUUUUGGACAUCAUUCCCUGAAGAUGAUGGACUAAGCUGUAUUCUCAUGUCUCGAGUGAGACCAAGAGCUGCACAGAGAAAUGUGUUUUUCCAUUAUUCUGGAUCUGUAGAGAUUAGUGUGCAUUGUCAGAUUAUAAGUGCUGACAAUUAUGUAAAAAAUCUGCCAACAGUGUCUUUACAGCCACACUGUAUUGACGAGUUUGUUGACAGAGCAUUGAAGAUCAUUGGUAGAGUUAGAUUAAUGGAGAUUUGUGCGGGUGGUGACCGUCUGCAAGAGUUUACAAGUGUCUGGGGAUAUACCAGUGGUGGCUUCAUCGACCGGAAUCCAUACAAUGAAGCCCGCUUUGUGCAAACAUUUCGUUCUAAUACAUGUACUGUGCUGAUAAACAGUAAAGCAUGGCGCUGUGAGAAGUGCCAUCGAAUUAACCAAAUCGUUAAGAAGCAAUUUCUUCAAUCUCAAAAAGAGAACCUGCAUGUUAACACACCAGACAUUUUUCUCAAUGAACAACAAAAGCUGAAGAAACUAAAGACUUUGCGCCAAGACUUAGAUGCUGCUCACAAGAGAAUUAGAGCACUUCUUAACCCUGAACAUAAGCCUUAGUUCCUUGAUUCUUCUGGGAACUUUCUCUUGACUUGUCACCCUUUUGAGUGGUAAUGCGUAAAUUUUGGUUGUCAGUCACCCUAAGUACGAUUGAUUUCAAGUACAAAAUAUGUUUUGAUUUUUAGCCUUGCCGUGGGCAAAAAGGUCUAUUUGUGUGUAUGAAUUUUAACUUUUUAUUCUCAUGUGGAUGUUAUGCUUUUAUUUGUCUUACUUUUAGUUUGAUUUUGGAGGAUACUGGUGUGCUUCUUAACAACCCAAGUAAUAGAGAUUCGUCACGAAUGCGUCAAAAUGACAUGAAUUUGACCCAGUUUACACACUAGUCAUUUUGACGUGAUUCAUUUUACAAUAGAAUGAGGUCAUAUUGAUGUCAAAGUGAUGUCAUUUACGUUUCUCUGACGUCACAAUGACAUCAACUUCUUGUACACUAAAACACGUCACAGUGACUAGUUCCUUAGUGACGAAUCUCUGUUACUUGGGAAGCUGUGCUCUUUACACUAUGAUUGCUAUGAGCAGGUAAUUGUAGCCAUUAGAUCUGUGAUGAAAACUGGACAUUAUCCAUAUAUUUUUUAUCUUGAAGUAAUAAAUUUACCUCAUACAUUUUA